Molecule: messenger RNA, 1654 nt
Organism: Scatophagus argus
Lineage: Eukaryota; Metazoa; Chordata; Actinopteri; Scatophagidae
Gene: hoxb13a
Product: homeobox B13a
Exons: 2
Coding region: 259-1221 (320 amino acids)
Biological process (GO): regulation of transcription by RNA polymerase II
Molecular function (GO): RNA polymerase II cis-regulatory region sequence-specific DNA binding; DNA-binding transcription factor activity, RNA polymerase II-specific
Source: RefSeq, a predicted model, not a curated record
GUCCGGUCGGUUACCCGGACUCUUUGCCUUCGAGCGAGCGCCGUCACUAAACGGUGCAACAAGGAUAGGCACGCGUGCUAUGACAGUGCGCGUGAGGGUCCAUGUGAAUUACCUGAGCUGUGUGUGAGCAGGAGAGACACCGGUCACAGAAGAGUGAAUGCGCACCAAUUCUACUCAUUCAGCCAAUGUAGCAGCUUAGCGCACAGCAGCGGACAGAGUCUGAGAGAAACGGAGGCCAGACCGGGAAAAGGAGCGCCUAUGACAGCCUCCCUGGUUCUAAACCCUCGCUGGCCAGCGGAAACGGUAAUGUUUGUGUAUGAAAACAACCUGGACGACCUGAACAAGAACAUGGAGGGGCUGGUGGGCAGCGGCAACUUCGCCGCCAGUCAGUGCCGCAACAUUAUGGCACACUCGGCGGCCGCCGCUGCUCUGGGCGGCCACCCGUCCGGCCUGGUGCACUCUUCGGCUGGCUACUCCACAGUGGACGUGUCCGCUUCAGGCUCCGGAGAGACAGGCGCGUCUUCGGGGAAGCAGUGCGCGGCAGGACCGUGUCCGGCGGCCCCUGUGCCACAUCAGAGCUCCUCGGCCACCACCGCGUUACCGUACAGCUACUUUGGUAACGGCUACUACCCGUGCAGGAUGGGGCGGGGUUCUCUGAAGUCGUGCACCCAGGCGGCUGGAGCUGCGCUCAGCUCGCAGUACAUGGACACGACUGUGAGCUCUGAUGAAUACUCAAACCACCGAGCCAAAGAGUUCGCCUUUUACCACGGCUACCCGAGCCCGUACCAAUCCAUGGCCAGCUACCUGGACGUGUCAGUGGUCCAAACGCUGGGCACCGGGGAGCCGCGCCACGACACCCUGCUUCCCAUGGACAGCUACCAGCCCUGGGCUCUGACCAACGGCUGGGGGGGACAGAUGUACUGCUCCAAGGACCAGGGACAGGCCGGACACCUCUGGAAGUCCGCGCUGGCUGAUGUGGUGGCGCACCAGCACGACGGCUCGCCUUUCCGCCGGGGCAGAAAGAAGCGGAUACCGUACACCAAGGUCCAGCUCAAAGAACUGGAGAAAGAGUACGCAGCAAACAAAUUCAUCACCAAGGACAAGAGGAGGAAGAUCUCAGCCGCGACCAACCUGUCGGAGCGGCAGAUCACCAUCUGGUUCCAGAACCGGAGGGUGAAGGAGAAGAAGUUCGUGGCCAAAGUGAAGACCAGCGCGCCGUAGCACGCAGGUUACUGCGCUUUCGGACAAUUUAGUGACUGACCUUGGUGUAUUUGCGUGUUAUACAUUAAGGACGAACUGAGAGAAAAAGGAGGGAAAAUGAAGAAACUCGGCGAGGUACUCCUGACGCACUGUGACUGUGCGUCAACGAAUCGAGGAAAAAAGGCGAAUUAAAAGAAAAGAAAAAGCGACGUUGAGGACAAAGUCAGAUAAAAGAAAAUUACCAAAGCUCUCUGAGAAACCUUCUUACCAGAGGCAUCCUGUAAAUACAGCACCUUCCCGCCUGCUUUGAUAUAACUGUCUGUCUAGUGUCUGUGUUUUACUGUUUGUCAGUGUUGUCCGUGGCCACAGCCUAUAGCCGAAAACACACUAUUAUGCUGUUCAUAUUGUUUAUAACCCCUGUAAACCAUUAAUCAAAGUAUAGUGCAACACUUAA